Molecule: messenger RNA, 879 nt
Organism: Ramularia collo-cygni
Lineage: Eukaryota; Fungi; Ascomycota; Dothideomycetes; Mycosphaerellales; Mycosphaerellaceae
Product: probable vesicular-fusion protein SEC17
Exons: 3
Coding region: 1-879 (292 amino acids)
Biological process (GO): intracellular protein transport; SNARE complex disassembly
Cellular component (GO): vacuolar membrane; SNARE complex
Molecular function (GO): soluble NSF attachment protein activity; syntaxin binding
Source: RefSeq, a predicted model, not a curated record
AUGGCGCAAGACCCCCGAGCACUCUUACAAAAGGCGGAGAAGGCCGCGCAGUCUGCUGGAGCCGGAUUCUCGCUCUUUGGAGGCCGGACGGAGAAGUACGAGAAUGCCGUGGAGCUAUAUACACAGGCGGCAAAUGCCUUCCGUAUGCAAAAGGCAGGCAAGGAAGCGGGACAGGCAUUUGAGAGAGCCGCCGCGCUCCAAUCAGGCAAAUUGAGCGAGCCUGAUGAUGCCGCAAAUACCCUCACUGAGGCCUACAAGUCAUACCGAAAGGACGAGCCCGAAGACGCAGCACGAGUACUUGAGCAGGCAAUCAACCAUUACACAUUAAAGGGCAACUUCCGAAGGGCGGCAACGCACAAGCAGAACAUUGCUGAGCUAUACGAAGUGGAGCUUGGAGACCAGAAGCGGGCUAUGGAGGCGUACGAGAUGGCGGCGUCUUGGUAUGAGAACGACAAUGCUGAACAACUCGCCAACAAGCUCUAUCUCAAGCUUGCCGACAUUGCCGCACUGGAGGCGGACUACCUCAAAGCCAUCUCCAACUACGAACGCAUCGCCAAAUCCGCCAUCAACAACAACCUCAUGAAGUGGUCCGUGAAAGAGUACUUCCUCAAGGCUGGUAUCUGCCACUUAGCAAAUGGCGACUCCGUCGCAACAAGCAGAGCGCUGGAGUCGUAUCGGGAGACCGAUCCUGGGUUCACACAGACGAGAGAGCACCAGCUGUUGGUAGAUCUCUCCGAAGCUGUAGAGGAGGGAGACCAAGAGAAGUUCGCCGACAAGCUGUUCCAAUUCGAUCAGAUGUCAAAGUUGGACAAAUGGAAGACCACGCUGCUGCUUCGAGUGAAGGAGAGUGUGGAGAGCAAGGAAGAGGAUUUUGCUUGA